AUGUCUAAUGCUGGAAUCACCAAGAAUUCACGCCCGAAGCGGAAGAAUCGACCCAGGCCUUUGCCACCCGAUGUCACGGCCAGGAACCUGGCUAUCGAGAAACAACGCCGAGGCGAACUAAAAGAAGAUUUUCUGGAAUUGGCGCGCCUGUUGCCCGACCUUGCCAAUACUCGACGACUUACAAAGGUUCUCAUAGUAAACAAGAGCAUAGAGCAUGUGAAACAACAGCGCGAACUCUCAAUAGCGGCAGCUAGUGACAUGCAAGAAGUCGUCGAUCAGAACCAUCAACUUGUCGCUGAGGUAAAUGCUCUGCGUGCUCAGAUUGGGGGACCAUCUAUGCCUCAAGCCCAGGCCAAACUCUUGACCCCAGCUAUGGCCCAACUAGCUGAAACAAAGAAUCACAUCUUCGGGACAUUCCCUGCAGGCUUUGGAGAUAAUUGGGCUAAAGAAUACUCCCAAGUCCAACAUGAGACAACACACGGAAUGGGCUUCUCACCUGACAACUCUUGUGCACCCCCUGCCCUGCAAACAGAUGUCAAUAUUACACCAGACACCAUCCAAAGCAGCCUAGAAACUACUCCCGGAUCUGCACCUGUAUCAGCAUACCAGGAACCACAAGUGAACUUCAACUUGUGCCUGAAUACAGCGGCCGAGCCCAGUUUUCCAUUCCCAGAUCUUUUGGGUCUCAGUCAUUCGUAUCUGGAUGAUCCUUCGAUGGAGAGUUUCUGGACACAGGGAGUCGUUGAUGAGGGUUCGGCUUGGGUUAGUGGUCUCAGUGGAAGCGAUGUUUUAUCAUCUGUUUUUCCAGAAUAA
Fusarium fujikuroi IMI 58289 is the source of this 813-nucleotide messenger RNA. RefSeq lists its product as uncharacterized. Lineage: Eukaryota; Fungi; Ascomycota; Sordariomycetes; Hypocreales; Nectriaceae. The transcript is spliced from 2 exons. Gene Ontology annotation, molecular function: protein dimerization activity; DNA-binding transcription factor activity. Gene Ontology annotation, cellular component: RNA polymerase II transcription regulator complex. The record is from RefSeq and is a predicted model, not a curated record. The coding region runs from base 1 to 813 and encodes 270 amino acids. Gene Ontology annotation, biological process: positive regulation of transcription by RNA polymerase II.